UAAAGCGCUGUCAGAAGAACUCCGGUUGCCGCGUCUUCCUUGCUGGAGAGGCGGGCGCGACAAGUGGUGCCGAAACCCAGGAACCGAAACAACUUUGAGGCACCAGCGGAGACGACCUCGAUAGAGGUGAGUUCCGAACUGACACGUGGGACGGAACCGAAUUCGGACCUUUGCUGACCAAGGUAGGCUGUUAUUGAGAGUCCAUGAGCUCCCUGCUUUCGUUUUGAAUAAGUGCAUUGUGCUCUUCGCUCCUGUAGAUAAAGGAGAAAUGGGGAGCUCCCAAAGCCGCCCCUUUGUACAAGCUUUGCAGGGUGUGCUGCAGGCGCGGGACCUGGCCCUAUCGGAGUGUCUGCUGUGGAAUUUUAUGAAGGAGGUGGACAGGGUCGCUCCAUGGUUUCUCCAUUCCGGGUCAUUGAAUGUCCCGUCUUGGGAUAAGUUGGAGAAAGAUCUGCUGCGGGGAGAGGAGCAAGGCACGUUACGGCAGGGCACGCUCCCUGUGUGGACUAUGAUCCGGUCGUGCCUGAAUGAUAAGAGUUGUGCAGCCCAGGUACAGGCAGGGCAAAAGGUGCUCUCUGACCAUCAAGACAGUACCUCGGAGUCAGACAAAGGGAGAAGGCCUGGAAAAAAGAAAAGGGAGAGAAAGAAACGUAAAGGGACCAAAAAUAAAAAUGAUAAAGGAAAGGACAGGACAGAAUACACAGAAGACAGAGGAGAUAGCCUUUUUCUGUCAGAAUUUAAGAAAUUAGAUAUUUCUGAGGAUGGUUCCACUUCUUCCUCUUCUCUUACUUCCUCAAGUUCAGGGGAGGAGGCGGGGGAGGAGCUAGAUUCAGAGGAGGAAGCUACCGCCCCUCCUCUGAGAGAGCAGGGAGGAGCCAGACCCAAACAAGUCAGCGGGAGCUCGUUUAUCAGGCCCCGCGAUAUGAGGAAAAUGUUUCUCUCAUUCCCUGUUUUCGAGAACAACAAUCAGCAACGGUAUCAUGAGCCUCUCCAGCACAAACAAUUGAAAGACCUUGCUGAGUCGGUGCGGUCCUGGGGGGUUACGGCGUCUUUCACCAUAGCCCAAGUGGAGAGGCUUGGUAACUUAGCUAUGACCCCUGAUGACUGGAGUAAUACAACAAGGGCCUGCUUGACUACUGGUCAGUAUCUAGACUGGAAAUCAAUUUUUCAGGAAGGUUGUAUGAACCAAGCCAGAGCAAACGCACAGCAGGGGCAGGCUGCCUGGAACUAUGACAUGCUCACAGGGCAGGGACAAUGGCUGCUUAAUCAGACCAACUUUCCCCCACAGGUGUACGCUCAGAUUAACAGCAUAGCAAUAAAGGCAUGGAAAAGUUUACCAAACAGGGGAGAGGUAAGAGGAAAUUUAACAAAGGUUAUACAAGGGCCUACUGAGCCCUUCUCAGAUUUUGUGGCAAGGUUAGUGGAGGCAGCAGGGAAGGUAUUUGGGGAUCUGGAGACGGCAAUGCCCCUGAUAGAGCAACUAGCAUUUGAGCAGUGCACUACGGAAUGCCGUAAUGCAAUUGCUCCCUGGAAGAACAAAGGCCUUAAUGCGUGGUUGAAGGCCUGCAGGGAGAUAGGAGGCCCCCUGACCAACAGUGGGUUAGCAGCUGCUGUGCUAGCCGCUCAAAAGGGCAAGGAUAUGACCUGCUACAAUUGUGGAAAACCCGGUCACCUUAAGAGGCAGUGCAGAUUGCCCAAGCAGGAGCGCCCUCAGCCUAAGGUGCCGGGGAUAUGCCCUACUUGUCAAAAAGGAAGACAUUGGGCCAGUGAGUGUAGAUCCACCAAGGAUAUUAAAGGAAGACCAAUCAACCGUUCGCCAAAAGAACAUGACCAACAAAAAAACGGGAACCGGGGCCCUCGACCUCAGGGCCCUCAAAUAUAUGGGGUCAUGCAGAGCACUCCGGUGCCGUCGCUGGCACCUCCGGGGAGCCGAGGAGAGCCACUAAAGGUUCCGCAGGACUGGACCUCUGUGCCACCACCACAACAGUAUUAACUCCUCUCAUGGGGUGCCAACCCGU
Microcebus murinus (gray mouse lemur) is the source of this 2015-nucleotide messenger RNA. Lineage: Eukaryota; Metazoa; Chordata; Mammalia; Primates; Cheirogaleidae. The record is from RefSeq and is a predicted model, not a curated record.